AUGUUAGGAGAUGAAGAAGAACACUCUGAACCAUUAGAAGAGGUGUUGUUAACAGAGGAGGAGGCUCUGAGAGAAGCUGUUACACUGAGAAGCGAAGAGGCAGGCGUCGAGAUUGCUAGGAGCACUCAGGUGUUGUAUUUUGACGAAGAAUACGGAAAGAAUGAUGUGAGAUUGAUAGAACUAUCUCCGGAGAUGUUGAAUAUCCUGAAAGAAGAGAAAUCUUUCGUUCUGAGAGGAGACGGAGGCGAGGAAGCAGUGCUCUGUACUACCAACAAAACUUACACAGUGCGAGAAUGUACCACCUCCAACUCCCUCCUCCUAACUCCAGAACUUGCUGCAGACAUAGACACCUCUACUCAUACCAUCACCCCUAGGAGGGUAGCUAGCUGUAAUUUCGUAUACUACGAGUUGAAACUGUGCAGAGCAAAGCUGGAUAAGAUGAGAGAUAUUCUUAACAGGUCGGCUUAUAGUGGGGAGGAGAAUGAGACUAAAGAUAAAGGAGAGAAAGUUACUAUUGAGGAUUUGUUGAGUAAUAUACAGGCCUCAGAGCAGGAACUAAAAGAAGGACUUGACGAGUUAGGAGCGAUAGAGAUGAACGGCUACUGGAGAGUAGUGGAGCACGAGUACAAGACUUCAGCUGUAUCAAGGAUCCUCACCCUGCUAGAAGAGAUGAACUGGUCGUGGGAGAAAGUGCCUCUCAUACAAUCCUGUCACACUCUAGCAGACUUACAGCCUAGAUUCGUUACUGAACUCUGCCUCCGUCUCUAUGGUAACCAGGUAUCCGAGACGGAGGAUGAGGUGCUGAUAAAGUUGUGCGAGGAUAAGAUCUGUAGGUUCUACGGACAGUAUAUCCUCUCCAGCUCGGCGGGCAAGUUCAAUCUAACUGAGUUUGUGGAAGUAUGGCAGGACUCCCUCCCGGAUGGUAUGACUGCAGACAUGACUUAUUUAAGAGGACUGGCUCUGGUUAACAAGUCCUCCACACCCCACACUAUCUCUUACUUAGCUGUGUCGGAUCUGCCAAUAGAACCAGCUAGAAGGUUCGCGUACCUGUUCAGUAGGCAAGAGAAGUGGUCACAUGACGAUGUUAUACCUUACCUAGAGGAUCUGAUAGGACCUGGCCAGACUGUGACUGCUUUGUUACUGAAACACUGUCGGAGCACUACAGAUCACAAAACUAAGCUCAAGGUCUACAACUCCAAAACAAGGAGCUAGCUGUUUACAAGAGGAAUGUGUAACUUUACAUUCUACAAUUCUCUUUGCUUUAUCAGAUUAUUGGUUUAUCGCCAAUUUCAACCAAGUCACCAGCACGGCAGUACAAUGAAUGAGCAGUGAAAUCUUGUUCUGAAUACAUUUUAACGUAUUCUCGCGAGUCAGAAAGAUGAUUUUGAUAUUUUUAAAUAUUUUAUUUGUUAUUUUACCAUUUUAAUACAUUUAAUACGUAUGGUUUUAAAUUCAUUUGCUACAUUUUUCGAAGUAUUUGAUCAUUUUUAUGGAACUCAUAAAACAGAACGUACUUAAAGUUAUCAUAUCUAUGAAUUUAUGCAUGGAACGUGCGUCAUGCAGCCACUAUCGUGUUUUAUAAUAUUACUUCGCUGUAUGAAAGAAUUUCAACAAUUUCUUUGAAUGUCGGAAUAUAAAAAUUCGAAUUCAAGACUUCGUGGUC
Messenger RNA from Bolinopsis microptera, 1663 nucleotides. RefSeq names its product sister chromatid cohesion protein DCC1-like. The transcript has 11 exons. Gene Ontology annotation, cellular component: Ctf18 RFC-like complex; chromatin; chromosome, centromeric region. Lineage: Eukaryota; Metazoa; Ctenophora; Tentaculata; Lobata; Bolinopsidae. Bases 1 to 1212 code for a protein of 403 amino acids. Gene Ontology annotation, biological process: mitotic sister chromatid cohesion; maintenance of mitotic sister chromatid cohesion. The record is from RefSeq and is a predicted model, not a curated record.